Phodopus roborovskii (desert hamster) is the source of this 783-nucleotide messenger RNA. Its product is annotated as paired immunoglobulin-like type 2 receptor beta-2. The coding region runs from base 79 to 756 and encodes 225 amino acids. The record is from RefSeq and is a predicted model, not a curated record. NCBI's taxonomy places the organism in Eukaryota, Metazoa, Chordata, Mammalia, Rodentia, Cricetidae. The transcript is spliced from 4 exons. Gene Ontology annotation, molecular function: MHC class I protein binding.
UGUGGGUCAUUUUAACAAGAUUCUCUCCUGAGUCCUGAGCACCCCAGGGUCCCUCCACAGGGCCUGUUCCCCUGCCUGAUGGCUCUGCUGCUCUCGAUUCCUGAAGGGAAUCAGAUCAUGGCUUGGAUCCUGCUUUUGCUGCUGCUAGCACCAUGCCUGCAAGCUGGUAACUCAGCAGGAUCCAACAGAGAAAGAUCCUUUGCGGUUAACCAACCAACACGCCUCUCCGGUGUCCAGGACGGCUCCAUCGAGAUCCCCUUCUCCUUCUACUUCCCCUGGGAGUUGACAAAGAUUCGGCAGAUGAGGAUUCUCUGGAGAUGGAAAGUCUUCCAUGGGGAAUUUAUCUACAACUCCUCCCCACCUUUCAUACACAAACAUUUCAAGAACCGGCUCAUCCUGAACUGGACACAGCCUCAGACAUCCGGAGUCCUCAGAAUCCUGGACUUGAAGGAGGAGGACCAGACAGUGUACUUCUGCAGAGUUCAUCUGAACACAACAAAAGGCACGGAGAGUUGGCAGUCAAUUGAAGGGACUCAACUUACCAUCACCCGUGCUGUCAGCACCACCAUGAAAACUCCCUCCUUAGUCACCUCUGCAGUCACCACAGCUGGCCUGGAGGACACAGAGGGUCAGAGCAAUCCUUCACUUGUGAACCUGGCAGCCACAGUCGGGGUGGUGGUGGCCACGGCUGUGCUCAUAACCCCCGUCUGUGUGUUGAUGAUCUUCCUGUGCUGGGAGCAAAGGCCAGCACCCUAAAGCCAAAGCCCAGCCAGGUGGGCGCCC